AAGAAGAAGCACAAAGCCCGCCCCUCCUCAAUCGGUGCUCUAAAAGCGGUCGUGAAAAUAUUGCAGAAAAAAAAAACAUCCAUCGAAGGCCUAUCUCUUUGAAGAAACGUCACACCAAUCUGGGACUAUUCGUGACUUUGAAGUUGAUCGUGCACAACAGAAUAAUAAUCGGGAUGCCGACAGCAGGUAGCAAGCUGAAGCAGUGCCUGCUGGCCCAGGAUCAGCUGGAGAACGCCAUCAACGCCGUGAUCAAGACCGAGCAGCAGCUCAGAGAGAACGCCAGGGAGGUGCGCUGGCAGCUGCAGAGUUGCGUGAGUCGCCAGCAGGAGGCGCUGCGGUGCCGGGAAGUGUGGCUUUUGAGUCAGCUGGAACUGCUGGAACACGUCAAGGCUGAAACACUGCAGCAGCAGUUGCAUCGGCUCCAUCGGCUGUACGGUCAGUUGGACGUGAUCUCACAGCAGCUCCAGAACGCCAACAGCAGCACCGAAUUGAGCAAUCAGCUGACUAGCUGCAUGGACAAGUUGUCUUCUCUCAGUCUGGUGCCAGAGGAAACGCCUGAGAUGAGCUUUGAUGCGGACUCGCGCUCCCUGAGGGACGCCAUCACUUCAUUUGGCAGCAUCACUGCCCAGAAAGUGGAGGGCGGAGCUUUGGGCGACUGGCUGCUGGAAAGUCAUCCUAUUGGACAUCCGGUCAGCAAGGACUCUCAGGAUUGGCUGUCACCAAAGGAGAAAGUAGCGGAGGCGGAGUCACAUGUGUUGCAAAAAACUUCCUGUCCUGUCCUCGGGUCUGUGGACUUCUUCAAGGCCUGGGGUCAGCUGCAAGACCUGGAAACAUGGCUGCUCCGGGACCAGAAGCCGGUCACUCGGCAGCCCAGCGCCAGCAGCUGCGGCUCCUCCUUCUCCAUCGAGAAGAUUGACGAGUCCGACCUGUGCGACUACCUCCAGGACGACGACCUCAGCGAGUGGCUGGUAACGGCGCCUGCCGCCACCGCCGAGUCUGACGCUGAGCGCUGGCGCAAGCUUCUGAAGCCUUUUUCCGAGCACUGGUCGUGCGACGACUGGCUGGCAGGGUCGAGCCGGCAGACGUCCGACUGCUCGUCCUGCUGCCAUACCAAAAAAGCCCUGGAGAUUGAGAACUUGGGCGAGCUCAAGUGCCUGAAGACCCCGCCCUCCCCUACAGCCGCCAUUCCAACGCUGCAGGCGUGGCUUCAGCAGGCGGCGCCGGUCCAGCAGACGUGUCGUGCAAACGAGCGGUGCUCCAGCUACUCUGAUUGCGUGUGCGAUGAGAACUGCGGUAAAGAAGCUCUAAACAUGUGGCUGCUGCAGCACGGUGCGCUUGACAAGAACGGCGUCCCUGUUGUCGCCAACAACACGCCGACCAACACCUCCCAUGCCUCGCCCACUAGCAAGAAUGUGCCACCCACACUGCACCAUAGACAGCAGGAAGAGAAGGUUCAGGCCAUCUUGGAGGCGUGGCUUCAUCCUUCAAACCCCUCCCUGCACACCCCCACUUUGUUCCAAAGGCCUCUAGAUCCAGAACUCUGGGUGCUUCCGAACAACUCGUCGAGUCUUAAAGCGACUUCCGCGUCCGAGCAGGACGACAAAUGGUUGCUAAAAAAGAAAUCUCAGGAACAUUUGGCUUUGCCCUCUGUCUGCGACCUAUUCUCUUGCAUGAAUAUGAGUGGGGACAAAGAAAAAUGGCUCCACAAGGCUCCUGCUCAGAUGUAUUGACGAAGAUGAAGUUGAGGAGCUUUCUUCUGGCCUGCGUCACUUUAUUGCUGCUUGGCACAUACACAAUCUAUUCAAUCCCCCACCCUUCUUCCUGUGGCAUCAGCGUUUGCUUCCUGCAAAGGUUCUUCGACUUCCCGCGAAGCGCCAUGGUCAAACCGGAAGCCAACUCUUUGCGCAUCGAUCACUUGAUCAAGAAUCAACAUUUGUGAAUCUCACGAUUGGAUAAUUUCAGUCUUUUUCACCAAUAACCUCUUGAAAGGUGCUAGCAAAAUGUGUGUCAAAGUUCCAUCUUUCUAUGAAACAUUAUUUUUGCAUUAACAUGUAUCCUGCCUGGUUGAGGGUGUCAUUGUUUCCGUCACUCUGCUGCAGAGUUUUAACGCAGUUAUUUUAUUUUAAAAUCAAUUUUAAUUUUCAAUCUCUUAGAUUUCCUUUUCAGUGUCUUUCAAGCCCUGGAUGAAAGACCAACAAUGAUUUUGUUUUGUUGGGUUUUAUAAAUGCCGAGUGAUGUCAUCCAAGUCUUUGCUGUGAAUCUCCACUCUAAUAAAACAUGUUGACAUCAA
Nerophis ophidion (straightnose pipefish) is the source of this 2290-nucleotide messenger RNA. It is a transcript of the gene ncoa4, whose product is annotated as nuclear receptor coactivator 4. The transcript is spliced from 10 exons. Gene Ontology annotation, biological process: response to hormone; intracellular iron ion homeostasis. Gene Ontology annotation, molecular function: transcription coactivator activity. The record is from RefSeq and is a predicted model, not a curated record. The coding region runs from base 174 to 1730 and encodes 518 amino acids. Lineage: Eukaryota; Metazoa; Chordata; Actinopteri; Syngnathiformes; Syngnathidae.